This is a messenger RNA of Oikopleura dioica, 2340 nucleotides long. NCBI's taxonomy places the organism in Eukaryota, Metazoa, Chordata, Appendicularia, Copelata, Oikopleuridae. The record is from the annotation of a GenBank genome assembly.
AUGCCGCUCGAUCAUUACGCACACGGGCCACUGUCAGCCACGGGGCUGAUCAACAGAAUCGAACUCGACGAAAUGGACGUCGAUCCAUUACCUGCCAGCCAAAUUCAGAAUGCGCAAAACAGUCAGAACUCAUCGAAAGCGGAAGAAAUGGAGAGCGAAGUUGCCCUCGACUCCCUUGUUAAUCAGAAAGCACACCCUAAUCAUUUCAAGCUGCUAAAAGUGCUCGGUCAAGGUUCUUUCGGAAAGGUCUUUCUGGUGCAGAAAAACGAAGGCGCUGACCGCGGAAAAUACUUCGCCAUGAAAGUUCUGAAAAAGGCGGCGCUCAAAGUGCGCGAUCGAGAAAGAACGAAACUCGAGCGCAACAUCCUCGCCAUGGUCAGACAUCCAUUCAUCGUCGAGCUGUAUUAUGCGAUGCAGACUGAAGGCAAAUUGUAUCUAGUGCUAGAAUUCGUCCAAGGGGGCGAUUUGUUUACCCGCUUGAGUAAAGAGAUAAUGUUCACGGAACGAGAUGUACAGUUCUACCUCGCCGAACUUGCCACUGCCCUAAUUCAUAUUCAUUCUCUUGGAAUCAUCUAUCGCGAUUUGAAGCCCGAGAACGUCCUCGUCGCCAAAGACGGCCACAUAAAGCUGACGGAUUUUGGCCUAUCAAAAGAAUCGUUCGAGCACGCCGACAACGAGAACAAAGCGGGCUCGUUCUGCGGCACGGUGGAAUACAUGGCGCCCGAAGUGAUCAAACGCACGGGCCACGACCACGUCUGUGACUGGUGGAGCUUUGCUGUACUCAUGUUCGAAAUGCUGACGGGCUCGUUACCCUUCCGCGACAAGAACAGAAAAAUGACGAUGCAGCUGAUCUGCAAGGACAAACUGGCGAUGCCAGCGUUUUUGACUGCCGAAGCGCAAUCGUUACUCCGCAAAUUGUUCAAGAGAAAGCCACAGAAUCGACUUGGAGCAGGCCCGGAAGGUCCAAACAACAUCAAACGCCACGAGUUCUUCCAAGGAAUCGACUGGAACAAACUAGUGCGGAAGGAAAUCAAGCCGCCAUUUAUCCCAACCAUCGACAGAAACGACCACUGCGGAACCGAGUACUUCGACAAAGACUUCACCCGUCGCGUCGCGCAAGAUUCGCCAGCUAUUCCAGCCUCGGCCGGCGCAAAUCAACUGUUUCGCGGCUUUUCGUUUACGAGAGGGAGCCAUGAAAAGAAUCCUAUGUCGCCGGGGGAAUUGACUGAAAGUCACUUUAGAAAUAAUGCUCCGGAAGGGUUCUUUUUGACACAAGCAUCGAACAACGAAAAGAAAACAUUCCACACAGAAUACGAGCUUUUAGAUGUCAUCGGAAAAGGCUCAUAUUCGGAAGUCAAGAAAUGCCGCCAUAAAAAGACGGGAAAGCUGUACGCUGUCAAAAUAUCAAAGAAAUCAGGUUCUACUCAUCCCCUGGACAAUGGAAUGCGCGAUGAUGAAAUUGAAAUUCUCGUGCGCUUCAGUAGCCAUCCAAACAUAAUCACAGUCAAGGAUUUCUUCAUGGAAAAGGCGGAGAAUAACUUUGCCGUAUAUCUGGUGACAGAGUUGAUGGAAGGCGGCGAGAUCUUCACAAAGAUUCAGCAGCAGAAAGCGUUUUCUGAAAGAGAAGCCAGUGCGGUUAUGAAGACAGUUGUUUCUACAGUUGCCUAUCUCCAUGAAAAUGACAUUGCUCAUCGCGACUUGAAACCGUCGAACAUUCUGUACGCGGACGAGACUGGCGACCCGUCGACGAUCUGUCUCGUUGACUUCGGCUUUGCCAAGCAGCUUCGGCAUGAAAAUGGUAUGCUGAUGACACCGUGCUAUACGAAGUCGUAUGUGGCGCCAGAAGUUUUCAACAAGCAACAAUACGACUUGUCGUGUGAUAUCUGGUCCCUUGGCUGCAUCAUGUUCACGAUGCUCGUUGGAAAGACCCCAUUUGGUAUAUUGCCGUCGGAUUCUGAAGAAGUCGUCGCGCAGAAACUCGCCUCCUGUGAACUCAACUUUGACGACCCCAAAGUCAACGUUGCUCUUUCUCCACAAGCCAAAUCGCUUCUUGAACGACUUCUCAGUAUUGACAGCAAAUCGAGGCCAACAGCGAAACAAAUUCUGGAAGACGAAUGGAUCAAAAACUGUAAAAAGCUUCCAUCAAAAAACAUCGCGGCGCUGGAAUCACCCGUCGACAUUUCAAAAGGGGUUAGCAGUGCGAUAAAAGUCGUCACUAAUUCCAGUAGAAACUCGUCAAAACAAGGAGGCAUCUCGCUCCAAGCUCCCGUUAGUUCAGGGUUAUUCAAGCGACGUUUGAAAAACUUCGGCAAAAACUUCCCAAGUUCGUUAAAGUUCUAA